This is a messenger RNA of Austrofundulus limnaeus, 2227 nucleotides long. It is a transcript of the gene sar1b, whose product is annotated as secretion associated, Ras related GTPase 1B. Gene Ontology annotation, biological process: intracellular protein transport. The transcript has 7 exons. Bases 220 to 816 code for a protein of 198 amino acids. Gene Ontology annotation, molecular function: GTP binding; GTPase activity. NCBI's taxonomy places the organism in Eukaryota, Metazoa, Chordata, Actinopteri, Cyprinodontiformes, Rivulidae. The record is from RefSeq and is a predicted model, not a curated record.
GAGUGUGGAACAUAAACCGGAAGCGGCUGGGCAGAGUUUAGCGGAGUUCUCCGACAGCCAUUGCAGUGUCGUGGCUCGCUAACAAAACACGAAAAGGGCUGAAGCAGAUCAGACAGCCGCUGUCAUCUUUUUGACCGAGGUUAAUUUAUGUGACCGUCAGAACGAACGCUCUCGGCAAAUCAGUCUACACCUGAACAGCAGAAUUUACCAGCUCCGGAUAUGUCAUUCCUUUUUGAUUGGAUUUAUAGCGGUUUCAAUAGCGUACUACAGUUUUUAGGACUGUACAAGAAAUCCGGCAAGUUAGUAUUUCUCGGCUUGGACAAUGCUGGCAAAACGACACUACUGCACAUGCUUAAAGAUGACAGAUUGGGGCAGCAUGUGCCAACUUUACACCCAACAUCUGAAGAGCUGACCAUCGCUGGCAUGACUUUUACCACUUUUGACCUUGGAGGACACGCACAAGCCCGCAGAGUGUGGAAAAACUACCUCCCUGCCAUUAAUGGUAUCGUCUUCCUCGUGGAUUGUGCAGACCAUCAGAGACUGGUUGAAUCAAAAACAGAGCUUGACGCAUUAAUGACAGACGAGACCAUCGGUAAUGUGCCUAUCUUAAUCCUGGGCAACAAAAUCGACAGGCCAGAAGCUGUGAGUGAGGAGAGGCUGAGGGAAAUGUUUGGAUUGUACGGACAGACGACAGGAAAGGGAAACAUUCCCCUGAAGGAGCUGAACACGAGACCGCUGGAGGUGUACAUGUGCAGCGUGUUGAAGAGGCAGGGCUAUGGCGAGGGCUUCCGCUGGCUGUCCCAGUACAUCGACUAAAGAGGCCACGCCCCCAUAAUAACACGCCGCCAUCAGCAACAUCGAGAUUGGGGGGGCGCCAAAUCCAACCACUCAAGACGCCCGCCGUUUCCACCAUCAUACUCAGUCCCCAUGUUAAUCAAGUUUGCCUCCAUCUCCAGAGAAACCAGUACAACUCGAUCCCAAUAGACUUUUAUUGGUCGAACAUUUGGUUCCGCACUCAAAAGCAUUCGUACAUCUAGGCUCACCGUCACGUCUUCUUGUCAUCUCUCUUUCUUUUUUUCAAAGAGAGCAAAGGGUGUUCACGUUCAAGCAGAUGAAUCUUUUCUAUUCUGUGUCUGUUGUUUGCUACACUCUGUUCCUCCCCUUCCUGCCAUCUCUUCAGUGUGAUGAUAGAUGCAUUAUAACUACAUCUGUUUAUGGCUAUGUCAGCGAGCCUCCAACUCAUCUGAAGCCAGCCAGAGUGAGCGGCGUAGWUGUAUACAUUGCAGGACACCUCUCUCUUCUUUUAACAGUAAAGAAAUUCACCCAACGUUAUAUUUAAUCAGUGUUUUUGGUUUGUCCUGUUUUUUUUUUUUUUCUGGUUUCAGUAAAUUAAAGACGAGGCCAUGUAGACAGCUCUCACUCAAAACAUUCGGCUGUUUCACUCAUUUAAAGGACUGAAGCAGUGUGUAUCGUAAAUCAGAUCCAUACCUAUUGUGGAAGUUAAUAUACUUGUGUCUCAUAUGCAGAGUAGCUCUGACCGGAUCCAAACAGUUMGUUUUUUAUAAGCAGAAGCACGGGGGUAGUUCUACUGAAAGAGGGGGGAGUUUUAAUUUUUUUCUUUUAAAUAGAAAAACAAUGCAGGCUAUAACUCUGGCAGUGUAGAUAGCACAAUGAUCAAAGUGUUUAAAGAGAAAAAACUUUACAAUAACACCCCAUUACAGAUGAGAGGAGGGGUAAACUGAUGGAAAAUCAAUAUUAGAAAAAUAAACAGCUUAGAUCCUUUAACAGUCAAGUAAAAACAGAGGAGACGGGUAGAUUAACACACUUUUAAAAAAGGGACCACACGUAUGAAAUGUACACAAAUAUCGUACAUGGAUCUUUGUAUUUGUAAGUGGUAUCCUUUGAUCUAUGUGCAUUACCAGGAACUAUUAUGCAUGCCUUGAUUUUCUUUUUCCUGAUUUUUUUAAGACCAAUAUCACUCUACAAGAGGGAACAUGAUGCCAAAAUCAACGAGAAAUGAUUGUCAUGUUUUUUAUUUUUUAAAAGAAAACAAUAGAAUUAAGCAUAAUAAUGUUUCUGUUCCUGUCCCUUUGUCUCUUUCAUUCCCUCAUGACUAAAAGUGAUGAGCUGUUUUCAACAUGGAUGGGACUUGCUGUUGUUUGCAUCAUUAUUAAAAAAGAAAACAUGUAAUAAAUGUUUGCAAUGAAUACCAGGGCUUUAAUACUGA